CCAUAGAAGGAGCUGCGGGAUUCAGGAAGUAUCCAGAAGCGCUGGAAGCCAGCGAUAUGCAAGGAAAUUUCAAGCGGAGCUGGAGAGCAGUGAAAAGAGAAAGACGAAGCAGAAUCAAGCUGGUAUCGAAUUCACCCGGUUUUGUGGAUCGAUUGCAAGGUUUUCAAAGUUUAGAUCGUCAGCGAUUUCAGGUUCGGAAAAGUACCCAAUCUAUCACCAAAACCAGCCAUAAAUCUUCCCUAGUUUCAGGAACAUGGAUGCUUGCUCUCACCAGUUACCUUUUCUAAGAGAGCAAAUUCCUUAUCCAUACCAUUGUUAUCCCAAUUGGGAAGCAAGACCCCUGCACAUGAAGAUGGACACUUCAUCUUGUGGACCUUGGUCAUAUAAUAAUCAAGUAGAACACCAUAACUGUUGCAAUCACAACUACCCCUCUUGUUUUUACGGCUUUAGACCUCCUUACUUCCAAUACCAGCAUCCACCUCAAAUGUGCUACCAUGGCUCUUGGCCUCCCUACCAUGAUGCCUACCCACCUUUCUUCGUUCCCAUGGAUUUUAAUCAUGCUAAAUUUGAUUACGACAAUGACAAAAAUCAAUUUUGUGGUUUUUCAAAUCAUCUUUCCCAUACGAAAGAAGGUAACAAUGUAAAAAUUGAAGAACAGAACGCUUCCCCAACAAUUGAAGAGGGAAGAGUAACAAUGCCUAAAGGCAAUCACAGUAGCUUGAUUCAAUACCCUUGUAAUCAUUAUCCAAUGAUGUGGCUUCCUGAUAGCGUUACAAGCAAUGGAACCAAAGAAAAGUUUAUGGAAUCGUGGCCUGUGGUUAAUUUCAAGGAUAAUCUCAGGGACAUGAGACAGGGACAUGGGGAGAGUGCUAAUGAAGAUGGCAAAAAGGUUAUACAGUUUCCAUAUCCAAUAUUCUGGCUGCCUGAUACUGAGAAACAGGAGAGAGGUUUGAGAGAUAAGAAAGAGAUAGAUGCCACAGCAAAAGCCGCUGACUCCGCGCCUUCCAAUUUGAAGGUUGUUCCAUUAAAGCUUUUGGAGAAUGAAAAGCGUGUUGAGAAGCCAGAGGCUGUGGAAGAAGAGGCUAAAGCUCAGCACAGUAUGGACAGAGUAGCUGAGAAGGAGAGGAAAAUUAAGACUAUUCCUGUGGUGCAUCUUGAUAGUGUGAAUGGGGAGAAGCCUUGUCAGCUUGACAGGCCAGAAGAUGUGCUGAAGAACUCUAUUGCUGAAAAGGAAAAGUAUGAUGUUGCAAAGAAGAAAGAUUCUGGUAAAAGCAACCCUCCCCAUUCGAAGGCAUCAAAGCUUCCUCCUGUUUGCUUGAGAGUGGACCCCCUGCCAAAGAAAAAUGGAUCAAAUGGGAAGAAUCGUUCUCCAAGCUCACCUAGCUUGAAAGAGAGAGCUAAACCCCUUGAAGGUAACAAUGAGCAAUUUGCCAUCAUGAAGAAUGAUUCAGACAAUGUUCCCAUUAAAGAUAUUAAAGUGAUAGAUGUUAACUACCAACCAUCAGGUCCAGGAGGUGAAGGCACAGCUGCAACAAUUGUUUCUGGACAAGGUAUGGAAGGUAUUUAAGAACAUAAUGGUGUGGAGGAUAGAAAAGAUGUUCCAACUGAUGUUGUUGUUCCAGUUGAAGGUAAUUUGGGCAACAAUUAUGAAGAAAAAGGGGAUAUUUCAAUUAGUCAACAACAGAAGCUUGAGCGGAAAGGCGAGAAAGUUGAUCUUUCAGAUGAUAAUAAGAAAGAGAUGCAGAAAAAAUAUUCACAAGAGGAUGCAGCUUUACUCAUCCAGUCUGCUUUCCGGGGAUUUGAUGUCAGAAGAUGGAAGCCUUUGGAGAAACUUCGGUAGAUUGCUCAAAUUCGUGUAAAAGCAACUGAAGUCAAGAGCCAAAUUCAAAAUUAUGCAAGUUUUGCAGAGCUGGACUUGAAGCAUUAAGUUAUUAUGAGUGAGACCAUAAUGAAUCUGCUACUACAACUGGAUACCAUCCAGGGUUUGCAUCCAAGCUUGAGAGAGGUUAGAAAAUCAGUUGCAAGAGAUCUUGUACACUUGCAGGACAAGCUUGAUCAGUUGUACAGCCAAACCACCAAAAAGCCGGAAGGAGAGACUCAGAAAGAAGAAAUCAGUACUCGUGACAAUACUGCCUCUUCUAUUUCUUCAAAUUCAGUUGAAAAAACUUCUUUGAUUGAGAAUAUCUUAUCGGAUCAGCCUCCACAUUUGGAAGAAGAAAACGUCUCUGUUCAGGAGAGUGGUGGAUCUUCAACAGCAUCUGAUAAACCAUCAUGUGUAAGUUUAGAAGAUGAUGUGCAAGAGCCAGAAGGCCAGCGUCACGCCAUGUCUGUUAAAAUGCUGAACGAUGAGGUCGUUCCAUCUGGAGAUGGGAAGAAUGUAAACCGUCACCAUGAAGAUGAGAAGUCUAUGAGCCAAGAUGCUGUAGUACAUUCACCUCAAAGUGAAAUAUCAGAAACUGUGAAGGCCCCAGAUCUGAAUGAUUUGAAGCAUAACUCAAAUCAAGCAAAUCACUCCAACUCAUUAUUGGCGGUGCAGCAAAUCAACGCACCUGAUGAAAAAGACAAACAAUCAUUGUUGGAGGAAGUACCAUUGAAAGCAGAAUUGACGUCAGAGAAAGGAAUUUUUAUGGAGGAAGGUUCAGACAUCAAACCAGAGGAUGCUAUUGCUGAACAAAAUGAGGAAGCUAUUGUGGAAGAAAUUGAUGCAUUUGAGGAGUUGAAGCCUUCCUUUAAAUAUCACAAGAAUGAACUGCCCAUUACUUCGGUAGCUUCUUCAGGCAAAAUUGAUUUGAAGGAAACUACAUCAGAUUCGUCUGAUGAGUUGAGCAGUGAAAGCAAUCUUACAGAAUCUUCACAACAUGAGAAAAAUACGUCAGAUGCCUUCUUGCAGCAUGAAAUGAACUAUAAAGAGAAAAAACUCCAGGAGGAAAAUGAAAAGCUAAGGCAGAUGCUGGAGAAAUUACUACACGCGGAUCAGGAACAAAUGGCGGCCAUUAAUGGCCUGAUAGAACGAGUGAAGAAUCUGGAGAGGAAACUUACAAAACGGAAGAAAGUGGAAAUUAAUCGGAGGAAGAAGUUAGACAAUGUUAUGAGCAAAUAGUGAGUUAUGCUGCUUUGACUGUAUAAUCUACCCUCCUUAUACCUAAUAAUCUUGUGCUGUAAUUGUUUUGUAUUCCAAAUACUACAUCUUCCUAUGGUUUAGUAUCAUUAUCUCU
Messenger RNA from Phalaenopsis equestris, 3215 nucleotides. RefSeq names its product BAG family molecular chaperone regulator 6. Gene Ontology annotation, biological process: protein folding. Gene Ontology annotation, cellular component: plasmodesma. The record is from RefSeq and is a predicted model, not a curated record. Gene Ontology annotation, molecular function: protein-folding chaperone binding. NCBI's taxonomy places the organism in Eukaryota, Viridiplantae, Streptophyta, Magnoliopsida, Asparagales, Orchidaceae.